Molecule: messenger RNA, 1074 nt
Organism: Danio rerio (zebrafish)
Lineage: Eukaryota; Metazoa; Chordata; Actinopteri; Cypriniformes; Danionidae
Source: RefSeq, a predicted model, not a curated record
GUGUCAGUUUCCUCUUCUUUAACAUUCAAGAGCAGUGCGUCCUGACAGACAUUAGCAUCCGCUGUCCAUCAGCCAUCAUGAUUCUUAUAACUGCUUUUGUGCUGGUGAUCCUGACAGGACACAGCACAUCUGAAUAUCUGCAGACACUCGAGUGCCCAUAUGAGAAUAGGAAUAUAUCUACGACCAGGCAGAGGGUGUGGUGCAAAAGAGAUGCCCACGACGAAAACUGCUGCACGGGCCUUUCUUUCCAGUCGAGCGUUACUGUGCUGGAGGGCGGCAAAGUAGACGUGGAAGAUGAUGGAAAGAGAUUCAAAGUCUCCGUACGGGAGUUACCUCAAGGAGAUGGAGUUUACUGGUGUGGGUUCAUGACUGAGGACAAGGUCAUCGUUAAACUGGCCGAGGAUUACUUUACCGAGACUCCAUUUAACUUCAUUUGGUCCAUUCUGCGUUGGAUUUUAUUUCUUUUGCUUUUGUUGUUGACCAUCUCAAUUCACAUUUAUUCAAACAGGAAAGCUGUCAUAAAGACGACAUAAAUUAUGUCUAAUGCCAAACGAGGUGAAAGAGCAGUUGAAGAACAAAGAAAACACAGCUGAACAAGCCAUCGGAUGCAAAUGUAGCCUAGAGUUUAUGUUUUUCCUUCUAAAUAAUAGUAGAGCUUCUAUAGAAAGUUUGAUUUAAAAAGCAUUUAAUAAUUGUGUAUUUGAAAAUUAACAUGUGCAAUGUGAUUUUAUUUAUAGAUACAGAAAUAAAAGCUUGUUGUUUUUUUGGAUUUAGUAUAAGAAACUUUAAUUGUUCUUGAAAAUAGAAAUUUGGGUCAACUGUGGUCAAAUUAAACUGUUGGGAUACAUUUGUUAAUUUUUUUAAAUUUACAGUUUAAAUCUGGGGUUAGGUUUGUCAAUAUUUGACCCAAAUUUGGGUUGAAACAACCCAGUAAUAAUAAGAGUGUGCUUUUAUCAUGUACAAUAUUUUUAAUAAUGGAUGUUUUCUUCAUUAAAAUAUGCUUGAACCUGCAAUUUGCAAAAUAAAGUUCCUUGAUGUAAAUAAUAAACAAGUCAUCUUUGCUACACUCAAAAA